UCAGCCAUGGAAGAAAAUGGAGCUCUGCAUGAAGACAGAUAACAUUUUGAAUAGUGUCUAAAAUAGCCUAGAAUACGGCGUAUGCUUGAUUUGGGUCAGGUCCGCGUCAAGAAAUAGUACCCGUUGUGUGAAUGUCGACUUAAAUUUACACACGAUGAGGGGGCAGAGAUUUGAGAAAGAGGAGGGACUGCCAUGGUGUCGAACGCGCCCAGCCAAAUACCGUCAGGGCAUUAUCCCACUGUUCUCUGCACAGGGCCAAACUUUAAGCGUAUGGUCGCUCGUUGUGGCACUCGUCCAGAUAGGCUAUAAGGUUUUGGACGUGCUCAAAACUUUUAGCUGUUGCGAAGCUCCACUUUCCCGUAGGCUACCUUGUCAAAAGCUUUCUCCUAUUAGGCCUAUGCAUCUUAGCUGUAGGUAGAUCAGAUUUAUAACCGAGAUGUACUACACUAGUCGGAUAUAAUAGGCCUAUUAUUUUAGCCAUAAUAGAGAACAAAAGAUACGUGCUCGUUUAGAGACAUUUUUUCGUUUGGAAAUCAGAAGGUAAAACACCAUAUCGCGCUGCAAUGGAAGUGCAUCCAUGCAACUCUGUGUCCGUGUUUUGCCCCAAAGGACUACAGUGGACUCUGCUACUGCUCUGGUUAACCUUCAGCACUCACGGGGCGUGGGCAACGAUGCAUAGAAAGUUUUCAUCCAGCACACAGCUCAACAAAGAGAUGGAUGCACCAUCACGAACACCCAUUUACGAAAAAAGAAACUGGUGCCCCCAUACUGCAACUAAGACGGUGACAUGUCACGUGCACAAUGGAACAAUUCUUCAGCGUGUGUAUCAGACCUGUCGCUGGUCUCAUGGUUGUACAGGAGGAAGCUAUCGCACUGUGGUGCGACCAUCCUAUAAGGUGGUGUACCGCACAGUUACCACUCUUGAAUGGAAAUGUUGUUCAGGCUUCACUGGAGCUCACUGUGAAAAUGCGUCACAAAAUCAGCUACUGCCUCAGGAAGUUGUGCGGAAACAGGACUCAGUAACCAAACCUCCUGGACAGGCAGGAGAAAUACAAAACUGCCUGAAUUGUAGUCAAAUAACUUUCCUGUCUGAGCGCCUAAGGACUCUGGAGACAAGGGUUCAGCUCCUCACUGACCCUGCCUCCAACCAUGACCACCUGCAAGUCAAAGGUGGAUCAGCACCAGAAUCCACUUUAAUGGGAACAACUCAAGUCAAACAGCCUCCUGCUUCACAGGGCUCCGUAGGGAAACCAGGGUCUCCAGGACUCCCAGGCCCAAAGGGAGAAGCAGGUGUGAGGGGUCCUGCUGGAGCACAAGGGACUUCUGGACCCUCAGGACCCCGUGGACCACCAGGUCUCCCAGGGGAAAGAGGACUUCCUGGUCCUCCUGGCCCUCCUGGGUCUCAAGCCCCUGUACCACAACCAGACAUGGGCCACUCAAAAGACUUGCUUCUAUCAAAUGCUUUUCCAGACCAAAGGGGGGUAUCUGUGCAAGGGCCCAAAGGAGCAGUAGGUCCUCCAGGACCAGUUGGCCCAAUGGGACCUCCUGGAAAAAUUGGACAGAUUGGAAAGCCAGGGGCUCCUGGGGUCCAGGGCCCAGUUGGGCCAAAGGGUGAACGAGGAGAAAGAGGACCUUUGGGAUAUCCAGGUGAUAGAGGGUUCAAAGGAGAUCCGGGACAACCAGGAGCUAAGGGCGAGGUAGGAGAGAAAGGCCUCCCGGACAUUAGUUUGCAGAUGUACCGUGAGCUGCAAGCAGACCUUGAGCUUCUCGCUCGCAGGGUGCAACUGCUGGAGGCAAUCAUCUGGCCAGAGCCAGAUAUUGGAUCAGGAGAUGGACCCUUUAGCACCACAUCAACUGAAUUCUCCCGGAACAAGAGAAGGACACGCCCUUUGCCACCUCAUGUCCUAUCUCUUCAGACAGCAAAUCAAAAUUUUCAUGGGAAAUGAUCCUUUUGACAAAAAAAGUUAUGAAGAUAUUGAUCUUCUCAGAUGUCUCUCAGAGGCAACACCACUCUAAUAUCCUUUCAUUUCACUGAUUUUGUAGUUAUCCAUGAUGUCCUCCCCAGGACAUAUGAUUUAGUAAAUAUGGGUGAAAACCUCAGGGAAGAUGGGUGGAUGUUGUGGGGACUGCCUCCCUGGAAAUCUCUUGCACAUUCUCCAUCUGUUCAUUGUACAUGUAUUCUAACCAGAAAUGCAUUCCUGAAAAGUGAAGUUGCCUGUAGAUAUACAACAUUCUAGAAAACAAAGAAAAGCAAACUGGAAACAUGUACAUGCUUAAAGUAUAUAUGCAUGGUCUGCAAGUAACCAGUUGUUUGUUGCAUUACUCAAACCAUAAUUGUGUAAUGUCCUUCCUGUAUGACACUAAGACCAAUGUAUUUAAAAUGUUGUAAUAUUUGUUUAAUCCAUUUGUAGAAUCAUGAACACAUGUAGGGGCCCUGUAAUAAAUAAAUUCUCAUUCCAAAAUGAA
This is a messenger RNA of Alosa alosa (allis shad), 2466 nucleotides long. RefSeq names its product EMI domain containing 1 (gene emid1). Lineage: Eukaryota; Metazoa; Chordata; Actinopteri; Clupeiformes; Clupeidae. Gene Ontology annotation, molecular function: protein binding. The record is from RefSeq and is a predicted model, not a curated record. The coding region runs from base 564 to 1946 and encodes 460 amino acids. The transcript has 15 exons.